Echinops telfairi (small Madagascar hedgehog) is the source of this 2571-nucleotide messenger RNA. It is a transcript of the gene DONSON, whose product is annotated as DNA replication fork stabilization factor DONSON. The transcript is spliced from 8 exons. The coding region runs from base 1010 to 1987 and encodes 325 amino acids. Gene Ontology annotation, cellular component: nucleus. NCBI's taxonomy places the organism in Eukaryota, Metazoa, Chordata, Mammalia, Afrosoricida, Tenrecidae. The record is from RefSeq and is a predicted model, not a curated record. Gene Ontology annotation, biological process: nuclear DNA replication.
GCCUGGGCAGAUCAUUUGAAAGCACACGAAGAGGCUCAAGGUCUCGUACAGCACUGCCGGGCAACAGAAGUUACCUUACCUCAGAGGAUACAGGACAAGACAUGGAUUUGGGUGCUCGCUUCGGCAGCACAUACACUAAAAUUGGAACAAUACAGAGAAGAUUAGCAUGGCCCCUGUGCAAGGAUGACACGCAAAUUCGUGAAGCGUUCCAUAUUUAAAAAAAAAAAAGACAUGGAUUUGGAAAGCUUUUCAAAUCAUACUUUCUAUCCAGAGUUUGUUUUUCCAUAUUCAGCAGCUCAUGAACGGACCAACUCAGUACUAAUUCUUGCUAAAAAUGGACUGAGAAUUAUGAACUGUCGAAGGCAGGAAUCAUUAAACCAAGCCAUGUACUGGUUUCAAGUGCACCGUUGCUGCCACCUGUUAGAGAGUUGUGGAAUGAACUGCUGUUUCGUUCCUUCAAACAGCACCUCUCGAAUGCCGCUAAAAGGAACGCCUCCAGGGGCAUUGGUACAUCUUUUCCAAUGACUAGAUCAGGAUGAUUUGUGAUUCACCUGGUCCGCUUUCGCUGUGUGCUUUUCAAGCAGCUUGAGGGCAAGUAGUGUUAGCUACACGGAAACACACGUGCGCUUGUUGUUUGCAAGAUUGUUAGUGAUGGAAGUUUUGCCCAUCUUCUAUUUUAAGUGUCCCUGGUAUAACAAUUGUGUAACAAAUUGUCAGGGCUGACAGGAAAAGGUUUUCCUAAGAAAACAUACAUUUUAGACCCAUAAAAGCUAUGGAUGCUUUUCUGUAGGUAGCAACAGUUCUUAGAUUAAAUGCAUGCGUAUAUUCAAUGCCUCACUAACGGAAUGUUGUGCUUCUUAUGGGCAAAAAAUGCCCACCAUUCCCUGGACUUUAGGACCCCAGGCUCUCCACUGAGCUCCGCUGUGCCUUCCAGCAGAGUCUUGUCUAUUGGCUCCACCCUUCUUUACCCUGGCUGCCACUGUUCCCUCGAAUUGGAGCAGAUAGAAGAAUGGCCGGAAAGACAAGCCCAUGGUCAAAUGAUGAUGCCCUGCAACACGUUUUAAUGAGUGACUGGUCAGUAAGCUUUACUUCUCUAUAUAAUCUGCUGAAAACAAAGCUUUGCCCGUAUUUCUACAUUUGUACCUAUCAGUUCACUGUACUAUUCCGGGCAGCAGGGUUUGCUGGAAGUGAUGUCAUCACAGCUCUCAUCUCCCCCACAACUAGAGGUUUAAGAGAAGCUAUGAAAAAUGAAGGUAUUGACUUUUCUCUGCCUUUAAUAAAAGAAACUGCCCAUAAGAAGAAAAGAUCUGGGACAAGCUUGGGACAUGGAGAGGAGCAAGCCAUCAGUGAUGAGGAUGAAGAGGAAACUUUUUCCUGGCUGAAGGAGAUGGGUGUGCAAGAUAAAAUUAAAAAGCCAGACAUACUCUCUAUCAAGUUGCGGAAAGAAAAACAUGAAGUGCAGAUGGAUCAUAAGCCUGAGUCUGUUGUAUUGGUGAAAGGAAUCAACACUUUUACCUUGCUCAAUUUUUUGAUCAACUGUAAGAGUCUAGUGGCCACAUCUGGUCCACAAGCAGGACUUCCACCAACCCUGUUAUCCCCUGUAGCUUUCAGAGGUGCCACAAUGCAAAUGCUUAAGGCACGAAGCGUCAGCGUGAAGACACAAGCCCCUUCUGGCUACAGAGAGCAGUUUAGUUUGGAGAUCACGGGGCCGGUGAUGCCGCACUCUCUGCACUCUGUGCUUACGCUCCUCCAGUCUUCGCAGAGCGGGUCUUUUUCAGCAGGGCUGUACACACACGAGCCAACUGCUGUAUUUAAUAGCAGCCCGCCAGUGGAUAAAGUACUGGAUAAGGAUAUUGUUCAUAAGGAACUUGCCAACUGUGGGUUGCACCCAAAAACUCUGGAACAACUAAGUCAAAUACCACUACUGGGGAAAUCAUCCUUACAGCUUGUGGAAAUGAAUGACUACAUUUAUAACUGGAGAUCCUGAACACCAAAGUAAGCCUAAAAUGGAGAUUACGGAAAAAAAAAAAAAAAAAAGGCUUUCUAAGGAGGAAAUUCAAGAUAAUGGCUUUAAAGUUCAUUUUGGAAGCUAAAUGGAACAUUCAAAUGUUGCUUAUAAGUUUUCUAGUUCUUUAAUCUCUUAAAAAAUUUUCAUAUAUCCAACCAGUGACCCAAAACUACUAAAAACUACCUCAGAGAAGUCGAGUAAAAAUUCUAAAUCCUUAAAAGUGAGUUAUAACCAAAAGGUGUUUUCUUACAAAUGAGAAAUUUUAAGAAUUGUUAUCUAAUGGGCUUUCUGACCAGUGGCAUCGGAGCCAGGAUACAGUAUUAUAUAUUAACUUUUACCUUCAGCAAAUGAUUUUAUAGGUUCUAUUUUAUUAGCAUGACCUGUACCCCCUAUGGUCUUCCACCACUCAAGAAUCUUGAAUCGGUUUUUUAGUGAUUAACCCAAAGAAUGUAUGCUCCAUUUUAAAGUUGGUAAAGGAGUAAUGUGAUUUUCACAGGUUGUUUAGUUCAAAAUUUCUUAAAUAAAGGUGAUUAGAAAUCAAGGCAUUAAGAUGAUAAACAGUA